Molecule: messenger RNA, 567 nt
Organism: Juglans regia (Persian walnut)
Lineage: Eukaryota; Viridiplantae; Streptophyta; Magnoliopsida; Fagales; Juglandaceae
Product: UPF0481 protein At3g47200-like
Exons: 1
Coding region: 1-567 (188 amino acids)
Source: RefSeq, a predicted model, not a curated record
AUGGAAAGGUUUAAAUUGAGAUAUCUCAAGAGUUUCAGAGACCGAGCCGAAACAGAGUUGGAAGAUAUAGUGAGCACUAUAAAUGGUGCGGAAGAAAGUGUUCGGGAAUGUUAUUCAGAGACUAUACCAUAUCUUGACAGUGAUGAAUAUGUGAAAAUGAUCCUGCUUGAUGCCAGCUUCAUUAUCGAGUAUUUCUGGAAAAACAAGACGCUAAACUGGACCGACGAAGACCAGGAAAUAUUAGAGCCGUGGUUCUGCAAUACGAUGCAGAUGGACUUCAUCUUACUUGAAAAUCAGCUUCCUUUCUUUAUUAUUGAGAAAAUAUAUGACAUUGCAUUUCCAUCUCUCUCAAAAAACUACCCCUUCAUUGGGCUUACCUUUCGCCAGUUCAAAUAUUACAAAGUUCAAUUUUCCCAAUAUUCUCCGUCGACAAAAAUAUUGCACUUCACUGACUUGGUUAGAAACUUGUGCAUGCCUCCUAGCGAAAGGCGACCGAAAGGAGAGUCUCAAAAGAUGAAGGAAAUGUACAGUGCAACCCAACUGGAUGAGGUAGGAUUGAAACUUUAA